Messenger RNA from Nicrophorus vespilloides, 5761 nucleotides. Its product is annotated as sushi, von Willebrand factor type A, EGF and pentraxin domain-containing protein 1-like. Gene Ontology annotation, molecular function: calcium ion binding. The coding region runs from base 6 to 5663 and encodes 1885 amino acids. NCBI's taxonomy places the organism in Eukaryota, Metazoa, Arthropoda, Insecta, Coleoptera, Silphidae. The transcript has 22 exons. The record is from RefSeq and is a predicted model, not a curated record.
UCCAAAUGAUACAAAUUCCUCAUCUAGUAGUAACAAUGGCAGCGUCGACGAAGGCUGCCGCGUUCUUCUUCCUCCUCUUCCUUUCAAUUGGGAUAAUAUCGGUUAUCGGUGCAGGUAAAACCUAUCCUGAUGUUAUCAACGAGUUUUCAGAUUACUUCAACUUCGGCGGUAAGAAAAUCGCCACGAAAUUGAAUCGAGACCAACGCGAGAAUUCCAUCUUCAAGUCGAAAGUGGACAUCAUCGGUUCCGUCUUCAAACUAAACGUGGACAAUCUGAAAACCGGAGGAAUUCUCGAUUUGGUCUUCCUUAUUGAUGCAUCCUCGAGUGUAGGCGAAACCAAUUUCAGGAGCGAACUGAAAUUCGUGAAGAAAUUACUUAGCGAUGUUACCGUAGACUUCAACCACACCAGAAUCGCUGUAGUCACCUUCAGUUCUCAGGAACAUAUAGUGACGAACAUCAACGAAAUUUCCAUGCCGACCGAAACCAACAACAAAUGUUUGCUCUUGAAUAAAGAAUUGAACGAGAUUAAGUACUCGGGUGGAGGAACUUACACUUUAGGCGCUUUCGAAAUGGCUCAAGAUAUAUUAAACGGAAGCAGAUCUGAAGCUAAGAAAAUCAUUUUCCUAAUUACUGAUGGUUUCUCGAAUGGAGGAGAUCCCAUUCCCGUUGCAAAAGAUUUAAAAGCUUUAGGUGUAACAAUUUUCACCAUAGGAAUUCUCAAUGGUAACUACAAAGAACUAUAUCAAUUGGCUUCAGAGCCGGGCGAAAUGUUUAGCUUCUUAUUGGAUAGUUUUGAACAGUUCGAAAGCCUAGCCAGAAGGGCUCUACACGUCGAUCUGCAAAGCGGAGAUUACAUUCCUCUAGGAUCAAAUCAACCAUGCGAUAAACUUUGUCCCGAGAAGAAUUGCUGCGAUAAUCAGGCUUUAUGCACUUGUGGUACAACUACUGGUCACUACGCUUGUCUUUGCAGGCCUGGGUAUUACGGUUCAGGUUUACAAAACGGAUGCUCACCUUGUCCGUCGGGAAGUUACGCAAGUGGACCAAACCUUUGUCUUCCUUGUCCGGACAUUAAUCAUUACACUUUUCCACCAGCGAUUGGGAUCAGCAGUUGCACUUGUAAAAGCGGUUACAAAGCAGCUGAUAACCAUAAAUGCGAAGUUAUCACUUGUCCGAAACUUAAACCUCCUGAAAACGGAUAUUUCGUCAAAAGGAAGAAUUGCAGUAACGUACUGAAUAGCGCGUGCGGCGUUAGAUGUUUUGUUGGUUACACUUUAAUCGGAAGCAGCAUAAGAUUGUGUCUAUCGAAUGCCACUUGGAGCGGCAAGAAUCCAUCCUGCGAAGUAAAAACCUGCAAUAAACUGCAGGCUCCUCCACACGGUUCAAUGUACUGCAAGCACUCAGAUUUAGGUGAAGACUUUACCGCAGAAUCAAAACUUCCCGUGGACACAGUCUGCUCAUUCGCUUGUGAAAGAGGAAGAACCUUAACAGGAUCUGUUCAAAGGACUUGCUUACCUUUGGCUCGUUGGGAUGGUUUAAAAACGGCUUGCAAACAAAUCAAAUGCAACAGACUCUCGCAAAUCAACUUUGGAACAGUCGAGCCAAAAUCCUGCACAACAGGUAAACAGUCGUUCGGAAAGAAAUGCAAUAUCGUUUGUAACGAAGGAUUCGAAUUGGUUGGUCCAUCACAGAAAGUCUGCUCAGGACAGCACGGAACAUGGGACAGUAUUGAUGAAGUAUUUUGCAAAGAUAUUACCAAACCGAAUAUUACUUGCCCUGAUAAUAUACAAGCUGAAACUUUAACCGGAAAACCUUAUGGUUUCGUUUCAUGGAAUGUCCCCAAUGCUACUGAUAACUCCAAUUUGAACGUCUCCAUUUGGACUAAACCUUCCAUAAAGAAAGUAAACAAUUUCAAAUUCAAAAUUGGUACAACUAUUGUCACGUAUUUUGCUCAAGACGGCUUCAAGAACAGAGCUAAGUGUAAUUUCACCGUUAAGAUAUUAGAUAAGCAACCUCCCAAUAUAGAACAAUGCGUUGACCCUCCGCCGUUUUUAACCGUCGAGAAACAGCCGCAAAACUUAACAUGGGAUGAACCCGUCAUCUAUGAUAAUUCUCAAAACGUCAAUGUACAUAAAACUCACGAAUUUGGUUUGUUCGAUAUUGGAACUACUCAAGUGAUUUACACCGCUACAGAUUUCUCUAACAAUACAGCCUCUUGUACACUCAAUAUAACAUUACAAGAGUCCAAAUGUGAAGAUCUGCCCGAUCCGAUUUUCGGACAUUCAGAUUGUCAACCAUUCUCCGACCAAAUUCAAUGCGUCGUCACUUGCGAUGAGGGAUAUGCCCUACCUUUAUAUCAGUCAAGUGUAAUUGAUGUUGGCAAUGAAACCAAAUUCAUUUGUGAGCAUAGCCAACCCAUGUGGUACAGCAACGCAGGAGCGCUUCUCGGCUGUUCCGUAAGUGAAAUACCUUUGGAGGUGAAUCAUACUGGAGUUAUUGAAGUGGACGAUCGUAAAGAACUUUGUCAGAACGAAAGCAACUUAACAGAUUUUGGAAAUGAAAUCGGCAACAAAUUGGAAAACGAUUGCGAAGGUUUCGAAUGCAAAGUUACCACCGAAGCAAUCUGUCUCGAUGAUGAUGAUAAGGAUGAGGAGGAGGAGGAAUCGUCGAAUAUAAUAAAGAGGGAAAUUGACGUGAGGGAAAAACCGGGCAAAAGGAAAUUCUUUAGAAGGAAGAAGGUUAACGUAAAGUUCAAAUUGCACGCCAAGAAUAUCGGUUUGGCUAAAAAAGUUCCCAACUUUAGUCAGAUUAAGAAGGACGGUUUGAAAGUUCUCGUUCAAAAAUCAAAAAUCCUUUGUCCGAAAGGCUCUUUCAUCAAAAAAUUAAAAUGCGUUCGUUGCCCAGAAGGAACAUUCCACAAUGAAACAUCAAACUCUUGUCAAAGCUGCACAAUUGGAUCUUAUAAUGAUAAAACCGGUCAAAUGGGAUGUUUAUCAUGUCCGGAUCAUUAUUCUACCAGAAAGCUACAUGCAAAAUCUUUAGAAGAUUGUAUAGAGCAAUGUCCACCAGGAACUUAUGCUAGAAAGAAGCAAAUAAAACGACCGAAGAAUCAUCCAAAUGCUAUAAUUGAAAGAACAACUCUGAAACCUUACUGCACAUCUUGUCCUUUGGGACAAUACCAAUCCAAACACGGACAAAUCAAUUGCAUGACUUGCUCGAAAUCUUUGACCACAUUUUCCAGAGGUGCAAUCAGUUCGAACGAUUGCGUUCCGAAUACCGAUUACCAAUGCCAAAUAGAAAAAGUUUGCAAUUCCGGCACAUGCGUUGUCGAAGAAUUUCAGUACUCUUGUUUAUGCGAUGAUAAUUACAUAGGAUCGCAUUGUGAAAUUGGUAGUGAACCGUGCUCAUCGAAUCCAUGCCAGAACAACGGGACUUGCAUCAACGAAGAUCAAUCAACUUACAGUUGCAAGUGUCUGGAAGGUUAUUUAGGAUUGAGUUGCGGAGAAAUAGCAGAUACUUGUAAAUUACAAUGUACAAACGGUGGAACCUGCCUUAACACCGAGGAUGAGGAAAUCUGCUUAUGUCCUAAAGGAUUUAUUGGUGAUUUGUGCGAUAAAAAAUUGGAAUAUUGCUUCGAAGAAUUAUGUCAAAACAAUGGCUCCUGUAGAGAAGAUAUCAAUGGAUUCAAGUGUAUGUGCGAAGGAGGAUUCGUAGGUCGAAGAUGCAGUUACUUACCAUGCGAUUAUCAACCGUGCCCAGACAACGCUAUUUGCUACAACGAAAAUUCGACUUUCAAGUGUGAAUGUCUGGAGGGUUUCGAAGGAGUAAAUUGCACGCAGAAAUUGGAUCCUUGUAAAAACGUCAAUUGUCACAAUGGGAAAUGCGAAGAAAUCGAAAAUUUUAGUUACAAAUGUAAGUGUUUCAGAGGAUUUUCAGGGAAAAAUUGUGACAAUGAAUUGAAAGAGGAUUACAUUCUGAACUUUCCGAGAUCAUCGACCACAGAUUUUGUGAAUAUGGACGGUUUCCAAAACGAUCUUAAUCAAGUUUCCAUCUGUUUAUGGGUAAAAACGAACGAUAGUUUUAAUUAUGGAACUAUAUUGUCGUAUGCAACUGCUGAAUUUGAUAAUGCCUUUACAAUUACCGAUUACACUGGAUUGGUAAUUUAUAUUAACAAUAAAUACAUAGUCAGUGAUAUUGUAUUGAACGAUGGAAACUGGAAUUUCUUCUGCUUUAAUUGGGAAAGUCUUGAUGGAAUUUUUGGAAUAUAUCUUAACGGAAAAAUGAUUCAAAAUGGAACAAAUUUAUCAAAAGGCGAACAAAUUAAAGGUGGCGGAAAGUUAUUUUUGGGUCAAGAGCAAGAUGUACUAGGAGGGAAAUUCAGCAGGUCAGAAUCGUUUCUUGGAAGAAUGGCAUAUUUCGAAAUGCAUUCUAAAGUCUUGAGUCAUGGCGAUAUCAUAGAAUCGAUGAGUUGCAACCAAAGUGUUUUUGGAGAUGUAUAUACUUGGCCGGAAAUCGCGAUUGGAAUUAAUGGAGAUAUCACUGUAGAAGACUCAACGUUUUGCAAGAAUUGCCCAAUUCUGGAAGCGCCCAUCAACGGAAACGUAACUAUUGUAAAUUCCACUGCUUUCUACUCUUGCAAAAACGGGUACAAUACCAAUAUUACUCAAAGGAUUUGCACGAAAUCUUCGAAAUGGGAUAAAGUCGCUCCUAUUUGUAUACCUGUGAAAUGCGGACAUCCGGGUUAUAUUUCAAACGGUGUGUUUCGUGGAAGGCGAUACACAUAUUCCGAAGAGCUUACCUACAAAUGCAACCACGGUUACAACUUGACCGGUUCGAAAAUUAGGACUUGUAAGGAAGAUGGGAAUUGGUAUCCUGAAGCUCCGAAAUGCGUGGGAAUACAAUGCAUUAAGUUCGAUGCGCCUGAAAAUGCGCAACUUCUUGUAUUGACUGAAGACUAUACUGAGGCUGCUUUCGAAGAUUACGACAACUUCGAGGUAGGAUUACAGGUGGAAGUUAAGUGCGUCGAAGAAUCUGAGUUGAAUGGAGAGAGCGUCCUUACGUGCUUACACGAUGGCAGCUGGGACUACGAUAUACCAAUCUGCAAAUCCACGAAGAAAUUGAAGAUUCCUUGCAGCUUGGAACAUGUACCUGAAGCUCCAACAAACGGAUAUUUAGAAGAAGCGAGUUUAGCUUUGGUGCAGAGCAAUGAAGCCGAAUCGGUUUAUUACAAAUGCAGAGAGGGUUACAAAAUGCAUGGUUCAAAUAUCAGUACUUGCAUCAUCGAUGGUUAUUGGACCGAAUUGAAGAUGUCCUGCUUAGCAAACAUGUGUCCAAAACCACCGAAGUAUAAGCAUAUGGUACCGAAACUCUUGGAGCCAGAUCAGGUCUUCCAAAUUGGUAACAUGCUUACGUACGAGUGCGUGAAAGGUUACAAAGGCUUUUCCAACAUGCGACUGCGGUGCAUGUCUAAUGGAAAUUGGGGCAGGAUGCAAGGCAAAUGUUUUAAAAUUUCGUGUGGAAAACCAGUUGUAUUGGAAGAUACACAAAUUGUUGGACGAUCGUAUCUGUACAACAAUACAAUUACCUUAAUUUGUCCAAACAAAGUGGAGAAGAUGUUGCUGUGCGAAAGCGAUGGAAAAUGGAAAGGAAACAUGGAGAAUUGUUAACAGUUUAUUUACAUUUUUAAUUUGGAAUAUAUGUGUGAAUAAUAUAACGUUUUAUGUAUAAUAGGUGGUUAAAAAAAAGUUUAAAAUUAAACGUUAAC